This is a messenger RNA of Carlito syrichta (Philippine tarsier), 1867 nucleotides long. It is a transcript of the gene GFAP, whose product is annotated as glial fibrillary acidic protein. Gene Ontology annotation, biological process: regulation of chaperone-mediated autophagy; intermediate filament organization. Bases 53 to 1336 code for a protein of 427 amino acids. The record is from RefSeq and is a predicted model, not a curated record. The transcript is spliced from 9 exons. Lineage: Eukaryota; Metazoa; Chordata; Mammalia; Primates; Tarsiidae. Gene Ontology annotation, molecular function: structural constituent of cytoskeleton. Gene Ontology annotation, cellular component: intermediate filament; cell projection; cytoplasm.
CUCAGGCCUUCAUAAAGCCCUCUCAGGCCGGGAGCCCUGGAGCCUGGGCAGGAUGGAGAGGCGACGUGUGUCUUCACGCCGCUCCUACAUUGUCUCCUCAGCAGAGAUGGUGGGGGGCGUCCUGGGCGCUGGCCGCCGCCUGGGCCCCGGCACCCGCCUCUCCCUGGCCCGAAUGCCCCCACCACUCCCGGCCCGGGUGGACUUCUCGCUGGCUGGGGCGCUCAACACUGGCUUCAAGGAGACCCGGGCCAGCGAGCGAGCAGAGAUGAUGGAGCUCAACGACCGCUUCGCCAGCUACAUUGAGAAGGUUCGCUUCCUGGAGCAGCAAAACAAGGCGCUGGCGGCAGAGCUGAACCAGCUGCGGGCCAAGGAGCCCACCAAGCUGGCCGACGUGUACCAGGCUGAGCUGCGUGAGCUGCGGCUGCGGCUGGACCAGCUCACUGCCAGCAGUGCCCGGCUUGAGGUUGAGAGGGACAACCUGGCGCAGGACCUGGGCACCCUGAGGCAGAAGUUUCAGGAUGAAACCAACCUGAGGCUGGAGGCAGAAAACAACCUGGCGGCCUACAGACAGGAGGCAGAUGAAGCCACCCUGGCCCGUCUGGAUCUGGAGAGGAAGAUCGAGUCCCUGGAGGAGGAGAUCCGGUUCUUGAGGAAGGUCCAUGAGGAGGAAGUCCAGGAGCUGCAGGAGCAGCUGGCCCGACAGCAAGUCCACGUGGAGCUGGACGUGGCCAAGCCAGACCUCACCGCAGCCCUGCGGGAGAUCCGCACACAAUACGAGGCAGUGGCGUCCAGCAACAUGCACGAGGCAGAGGAGUGGUACCGCUCCAAGUUUGCCGACCUGACAGACGCCUGGGCGAGGAGGAUGGGGGGCCGAAGGCGGAGCCUGGGGGGGGCGGCUGGGGUCGGCCGGGGCCUCAAGCCUCCCCGGGGCUCCAUCCCACAGAACGAGUCCCUGGAGCGGCAGAUGCGGGAGCAGGAGGAGCGCCACGCGCGGGAGGCGGUGGGCUACCAGGAGGCGCUGGCCCGGCUGGAGGAGGAGGGGCAGAGCCUCAAGGACGAGAUGGCCCGACACCUGCAGGAGUACCAGGACCUGCUCAACGUCAAGCUGGCCCUGGACAUCGAGAUCGCCACCUACAGGAAGCUGCUGGAGGGCGAGGAGAACCGCAUCACCAUUCCUGUGCAGACCUUCUCCAACCUACAGAUCCGAGAGACCAGCCUGGACACCAAGUCCGUGUCAGAAGGCCACCUCAAGAGAAACAUCAUGGUGAAGACCGUGGAGAUGCGGGACGGAGAGGUCAUUAAGGAGUCCAAGCAGGAGCACAAGGACGUGAUGUGAGGCAGACCCCUGUGGCCCCUGCUCCGCAGUGGGAGAGGCCUGUGGCAGGGGCAGGAUGCUUGCCCCUCCUCUGAUGGCUCCUUUCCCCAGACCCGAGUUCCCCCCAUCCUAUCCCUGUCUCUAGGGCAGCUCGAUGCCGAGGCACCGUCAGCGUUAGGCCUGCCAGGGGGCACCCCACCCCUCACCAGCAACUCCAACUAACAGGGCUCUCACCUCAAAGGGACUAUCUAGGGGGCAUGGCCAGCUGCGUCGGAUAGAAUUAGGAGGGAGGAGAGGCGAGGGGGAGGCAGGGAGCCUAACAAACCCCCUUCCAUGUCCCAUACCCAUCGUUAUGGCAACUGUUGCCAGAGCUGGUCCUCCGGGGAUGUCUGGGAACUGGGCCCUCAGGCUGCCAGAGGCACCGGGACUCAGAUGGCAGGGGGCAACCCCACAGGCAAUGCAGCCCUGGCCAGAGGCUCGUGGGUUUUUUUUUUUCUUUAUGAGACAGGUCUAUGUUGCCCAGGAUGGUCUCCAGCUCCUGGUCCCAAGCAA